This is a messenger RNA of Carya illinoinensis, 1495 nucleotides long. RefSeq names its product ribonucleases P/MRP protein subunit POP1-like. NCBI's taxonomy places the organism in Eukaryota, Viridiplantae, Streptophyta, Magnoliopsida, Fagales, Juglandaceae. The transcript has 6 exons. Gene Ontology annotation, biological process: tRNA 5'-leader removal. Gene Ontology annotation, cellular component: nucleolar ribonuclease P complex; ribonuclease MRP complex. The coding region runs from base 289 to 1332 and encodes 347 amino acids. The record is from RefSeq and is a predicted model, not a curated record.
UGAGGAUGAUUUUUGUACUCAUUCAAUUUUGUCACCUAGAGUCUGGGAUCCUCGCAUAGUGUCUGAGACAGGAACUGCAGAUGUUCCCAAGUCACAUUCUACUGGUAUGCGCACUGUACCAAAAGCUGAAGCUAAAGAGCAUGCUGCAUCUGCAAGAAUAGUAGACAAGAACAGGGAGAUGCUCUUAUCAUUUUGGUCAAAAGCUGAAGAAAAUGGCAUUAUUCAUAAUACGAUUUAUGGGAGAGUAGCAGUUGAGUAAGUCCCCCUUUGGAAGAGAGUAUCUUGUGCAUGGAAAAGCAUAGAUUGCGGAUGGAAAACUUUUGCCUUGAUGCUCCAAAUUCUGGGACGUUGAACACUCCAACCAAGGUGCAGUGCUCAAGAUCCUGUCCUAUUAUGCUUUUGAAAAAUAAUGACCAAAAGGGCUUGUUUAUCGGAUGGACCAUUGUGCUCCCCUUGAGUUGGGUCAAGGCCUUUUGGGCUCCUAUUGUCUCUAAUGGGGCUCAUGCAAUAGGUUUGAGAGAGAAGCACUGGAUUGCAUGUGAAAUGGAGUUGCCAUUUUUUCCUUUGGAUUUUCCUGAUUGCAAUGCAUACUCAUGUUUUAUGGCAACAGAAGAUGUUGCGUCUACUAAAAAAGCAGAACGUUGUCCUCCUGAUGUCAGGCCUUGGAAAGUUCCCAUUCCACCUCCAUGGGACACCAUUCGGCUUGCUUUGAACAAAAGACCCAGAAGAGUUGGAAAUAGGGAAACUUAUAAUGAGGAAGAUAUCACUAAUGGGAAUUCAUUGGCCAUCUCUAAUUCUGGAAAUUGUGCUAGCUCGGUAUUUGUUCAUCAUAGCAAUGCAUUUGACGGAAUGGUAGCAAGGACGUGCUUUGUGCUGACUGAUUUCUUGAGAGAAAUCCAAGGUGAUAAUUUGCUUCUAUUUCCUCAACUACUGGACCAGAAGACGAGCAUUUUUAAGUUAAUGAAGGAUGAAAGCAUGCUUGGCCUCAGCCUAAAGGGAGUUGCCCAAUCUAGUUAUGAUCGUAAACUAUGUUUUGUUAGAGUUCUUCUCAAUGCUUACAAGGAAGGUGUUUUUGAAGAGGGAGCAGUUGUGUGUGCACCUCAACUUACGGAUGUAUCAUUGUUUAUUUCAAGGCUUCAUGGGUGGGAGAGCAAUUUGAUGAAAUGCGUAUGCCUGGAUAAUUAUAAAGGCAGGGGAAUGACAAGGGAGGACUUCAAAUGCCUCAAUCUGCUGUCAGAUCGUAUUUCAAAGAGCAAUCUUCUGCUAAGUGGGAACUCCACAUACCAGAAGAUGUUGCAAGGGAAGUUCACCGGUGGCCAAUCGGCUUUGUGACAUCUGGAUUUGUUCGAGGGAGCAAGAAGUCAGCAGCAGAGGCUUUAUGCGAGGCAGUCUUACUUGCUCAUCUUAGAGAGGAGCAGUGGAAGAACAUGUCCGCAAAGCGGAGGAAGGAGAUCUAUGUCCUGGUUAGGAAUCUAAGAGCAUUGGCAAUGGCCUA